Messenger RNA from Prunus mume (Japanese apricot), 1742 nucleotides. RefSeq lists its product as uncharacterized. NCBI's taxonomy places the organism in Eukaryota, Viridiplantae, Streptophyta, Magnoliopsida, Rosales, Rosaceae. The record is from RefSeq and is a predicted model, not a curated record.
AGUCUUUGGCAUACUCAACUCUGCAGCUCCUCAAAGCCCCAAUUUGUCUCGCCAAACGAAAACCCUCGCAAAAUCUCUGCAACCCCUUUGCUAUUGGCAGCUUAAGACGAAAAUGGUGAACAAAAACCCAGAACUCCUCCCAAAGGUAGAGCAUCCCGAACUGCUCCCAAAAGUAGAGCCAACACUCGCAAAAGACGUAAACAAGAAGAAGAGGAAGAAGAAGAACCCGCAGAAACCAAUCUCAAUCUGUGUUGAUGCUGAUGGAAAUCCCAUUAUUGAUGCCCAAAAAUCUAUUGUAAUAAAGCAAGCUCUACAGAAUUCAGAAAUAAAGGCAAAUCCAGAGCCAGUGCCAAUACUCACAGCAGUCAAAAGCAAGAAGAGGAAAAGAAAGAAGAGCAAAACCACAGUCGCUGUUGAUGCGGCAAAGAAAAUUAAAGUUGAUGCGGAGCCAGAGUCAAUACUCACAGCAGUCAAAAGCAAGAAGAGGAAGAGAAAGAAGAGCAAAACCACAGUCCCUGUUGAUGCGGCAAACCAAGUUGAUGUUGCAGCCCAAGUUGGUGUGGCGGGACAAGAAGAUGCGGCAAAGAAAGUUAAAGUUGAUGCGGAGCCAGAGCCAAUACUCACAGCAGUCAAAAGCAAGAAGAGGAAGAAAAAGAAGAGCAAAACCAGAGUCCCUGUUGAUGCGCCAAAGCCAAUACUCAAAGCAGUAAAAAGCAAGAAGAGCAAAACCAAAGCAGUAAAAAGCAACAAGAGCAAAACCAAAAAAAGCAACAAGAGCAUACUCAAAGCAGUAAAAAGCAAGAAGAGCAAAACCAAAGCAGUCAAAAGCAACAAGAGCAAAACCAAAGCAUUCAAAAGCAACAAGGGCAAAACCACAGAGGCAAAGAAAAUUGAUGCGGCAAAGAAAGUUGAAGGGCCAAAAUAUGUUGAAAUAUGUGUGAUAUGCCGGAAAAAAGGGCAUCUCAUCCCAACUUGCCCUGAGCUGAACGAAACGAUUGUUCCCAACCCGAACCACAAUACUGAACAGAAAAAGGAAUCCGGAAAGAAGGGUUCUGCGCGCCCUCAGCCUCCUCAAGAUGUGAAAAUGAGGAAAGGCCAAGAGGACAGGUUACUUGUGACUGGUUGCGCUCUUCAGGUUGAUCCCAUGGCAGAUGAGAUAUAUGGUGGUAAAGAAGACGAGUCCACUGUGAAACUGAAAGAGGGCCAAGAGGACAGGUUACUUGUGACUGGUUGUGCUCUUCAGGUUGAUCCCAUGGCAGAUGAGACAUAUGAUGGUAAAGAAGACGAGUCCACUGUGAAACUGAAAGAAGGCCAAUAGGACAGGUUACUUGUGACUGGUUGCACGCAUCAGGUUGAUUCCAUGGCAGAUGAGACUUAUGGUGGUAAAGAAGAUGAGUCCACUGUGAAAGUUUCACAAGAAAGUCUUAAAAUCAGACAAAAAACAGGAUCCUGAAUUAGUGAAUUCUGGUGCAUGAUGAUUUUUGUAAGAUGAAAUUCAUGGGAUUUCUUGUAAUUCCUUUUUGUUUAUGAUCGCAGUUGUACAACAUGUCUUUGCUUUGUAUUGUGAACUUUUUUCCUGGAGUAGCUCUGACCAUUUACAUUACAUGGGUCUGAAAUUGUCAACCAUCCAGGUUCUUUUUCAUUGGAUAUGUCCUUGUGUGUUCUCUCCCCUAAUGCAAUUUCCAUUGUUAUUUAUUGUACGGAUGCGAUGAAUUGGUGUUGGUGUAUGAAAUUGUAUUGUU